Messenger RNA from Paralichthys olivaceus (Japanese flounder), 1971 nucleotides. NCBI's taxonomy places the organism in Eukaryota, Metazoa, Chordata, Actinopteri, Pleuronectiformes, Paralichthyidae. The record is from RefSeq and is a predicted model, not a curated record.
AUGGCAGAGAUCUGCAGUGAAAAGUCCCUUUCAACCAGACAGCGGUUGUCCACCAACCCACCUGCUGAUGAGCUGGCGGUCAUUGAAAAUGGAGACAGCAGAGCUCACUCCCUUUGUGAGGAUGUCUCUGAGAGAACAACAUCCUCAGAGUCUCAAAGACACUCGUUUACAGGUGCUGAAGCAAUGGCCAGGCUCUCUUACUUCUUCUUCAUGCUGCGAAACUGGGCCUCUCACAGAAUGCACCCAGAGACAGAGAGGUACGACUCCUUCCUGGAUCGCUUCAGAGGCCCUGAGCUCAAAGACGUCGCCAGUCGAGAGAGCAAUGCCCAGUCUGUGGGUCAAAACGGCACGGCCCAUAAGAGAAAGAAAGAAAUCUGGAUUAUGGAUCCAGCCGCAGACCAGUACUACAAAUGGCUGACUGUCAUCGCAGGCCCAGUAUUUUAUAACCUAAUGAUGAUUGUCACAAGAGCUUGUUUUAAUGAACUCCAGAACUCUUAUACAAAACUCUGGAUUUUCUUGGACUACACCUCAGACUUGAUCUACUUCACAGACACAUUUGUCAGAUCAAGAACAGGUUACUUGGAACAAGGCCUGCUGGUAAAAGACUCCAAGAAACUGAGAGAUAAAUACAGAACAACAUCUCAGUUCAAGUACGACAUGAUUUCCAUGAUACCCACUGAUCUGCUGUUCCUGAAAUUCGGAUUCAACAACCCGGAGUUUAGAUUCAACCGUCUUUGCAAACUGUCGAGGCUUUUCGAGUUCUUUGAGCGGACUGAAACCAGAACCAGCUUCCCGAACAUGUUCCGAAUCAGCAAUCUCGUGCUUUACAUCCUCAUUAUUAUCCACUGGAAUGCUUGUAUGUUCUUUGCCAUUUCAAAAACAAUAGGUUUUGGGUCUGACACGUGGGUGUAUCCCAACAUCAGCCACCCGGAGCACGGCCGCUUGGCCAGAAAGUACAUCUAUUCCCUGUACUGGUCAACACUGACCCUCACCACCAUUGGAGAAACCCCUCCACCUGUCAGGGAUGUGGAAUUCCUCUUUGUCAUCGCCGACUUCCUCACUGGUGUCUUGAUCUUUGCUAGUAUCGUCGGUAACGUCGGUGCCAUGAUCUCCAACAUGAACGCCUCUCGUGCUGAGUUCCAGGCAAAGAUCGACUCUAUUAAGCAGUACAUGCAGUUCCGAAAGGUCUCCAAAGACCUGGAGGCCAGGGUCAUCAAGUGGUUUGACUACCUGUGGACUGAGAAGAAGACCUGUGAUGAGAAGGAGGUGUUGAAGAACCUCCCUGACAAGCUCAAGGCUGAGAUAGCCAUCAAUGUACAUUUGGAUACUCUGAAAAAAGUGCGUAUUUUCCAGGACUGCGAGGCGGGUCUCCUGAUUGAAUUGGUACUGAAGCUGCAGCCGCAGGUGUUCAGUCCUGGAGAUUACAUCUGUAAGAAGGGGGAUAUUGGCAGGGAGAUGUACAUCAUCAAGGAGGGGAAGCUCGCCGUGGUGGCCGAUGAUGGAGUCACUCAGUUUGUGGUGCUCAGUGAUGGCGCGUACUUUGGGGAAAUUAGUAUCUUGGGAAUUAAGGGCAGUAAGGCAGGCAACAGGAGAACUGCCAACAUUAGAAGUGUGGGUUAUUCCGAUCUCUUUGCCCUGUCCAAAGAUGACUUGGUGGAAGCACUCACCGAGUAUCCAGAUGCCAAGAAGGCUUUGGAGGAGAAGGGGAAAGCCAUCCUGAUGAAAGACAACCUGAUCGACGAGGCGGUCGCCAAUGCUGGCGCCGAUCCCAAAGACCUGGAGGAAAAGAUCGUCAGACUGCAGAGCAACCUGGACUUGAUGCAGACGAAGUUUGCCCAGUUAAUGGCACAAUUCACCUCCAGCCAGACGAGGAUGAAGCACAGGAUCACCGACAUGGAGUCCAAAGUGAAAUCCAUACAGCCGGAGGACCUCUCUGAAGUGGUGGCCGACAAAGACAAAAAAGUGCAGUGA